Phacochoerus africanus (Common warthog) is the source of this 6371-nucleotide messenger RNA. It is a transcript of the gene MTM1, whose product is annotated as myotubularin 1. Gene Ontology annotation, molecular function: phosphatidylinositol-3,5-bisphosphate 3-phosphatase activity. Gene Ontology annotation, biological process: negative regulation of autophagosome assembly; mitochondrion distribution; dephosphorylation. Bases 2966 to 4801 code for a protein of 611 amino acids. Lineage: Eukaryota; Metazoa; Chordata; Mammalia; Artiodactyla; Suidae. Gene Ontology annotation, cellular component: plasma membrane. The transcript is spliced from 12 exons. The record is from RefSeq and is a predicted model, not a curated record.
CAGGCCCCAGGACGGCGCCUGGAGCAUUGCAGAUGCUCAGACUGUGCCGAGUGAAGGGAUUCAGCUGUGUUUAUUUGCUGCCCUGUCUGCGACCUUGACUAAUGGGGAGUCCUUGUGGUCCUCUGUGCUUAGCUGGUGUGGCGGCCAGUGGACAGGAGGUCCUCAGUCACAUUAUUCAGUGUGGACCCUGCUGAAUCAUGGCAUCGUGUACCCCACCAUAGCUUUUGCGGUUGACAGGUUGCAUAGCUGUCUUUUGACUUUAAAGGUGCUCCUGGAUGUGGCUGGGGCUCGAUCUUGUGACUCCAGUAGGGCUCUUUGGGCCUGUAAUGCUCUGCUGUCUGUGGAUACCGUGGGCAAGAGCAUUUCCAGUUUCCCUCCAGGACUGCUUCGGGUUCAGGCAUGAUGGUGGAUAAGAAAGAGAGCUUAAGCCUUUUGUUCAUUCGCGUGAGAAUCUAACACCGUGUUGUGUGCAGGGGAUGGAGACGCGGGGUUGUGGUGUAACGUGGCACGGCCGAAGUGGGCCUUCCAGAGGAGGCGCUAUUUGAGCCCAGCCUUGAGAAUGGGGACCAUUUCCUGGACAGGAAGGAGCCUGGCAGGUGGAGAGUUUCUGUAUCCGCGUGGCCCUUUUCCAGCUGUCGUGUGGAGGAGCCCCACCUCCUGUGGGACCGGCUGACGGAUGCGUUGGAGCAGGAACGUGGAGGGCAGAGGGGGGCGCGAGGCUGGGAGGCACCUCGCGUCCCUGUCGGCAGUGUGCGAGUCCCGUGGAGAACGACACACCCGAUGUGUGUUCAGGAAGGGAAGUCAGGUUGCAGCGUGUGUGACAGGUUGUGGGGAGGCGACUGGCGGCAAAGAGACCAUCUAGGAAGUUGUCCUCAUUUCCCAGGUGAGCAGUAAGGGCCUCAUAGAGUCACUGUUGCAGUAGGAGGAAGGGAACAGCCGCGGGAGAGCCCGGAAGACUUGGGUGGUGGUUGCAGUUGGGAGUUGAGGGGAAGAUUCGAGAAGGAUCCCUGUGGGCUUUCUUUGCCGGAGUGGAAAUAGGCAGCACAGGAGAAGGUGCGUGUUGGAGGUGAGCCCCCAGGACACGGGCCCGAGCGCGUAGGCUGAGAGCUGUGCCCGUUCCAGGUGCAGAUGGCUCAGGAGCAGUUGGAGACACGAGUCUGAAACUUCUGACUGAUGCGUAAGUCGGCGGUGGUGGCAGCCGGGUCCUUCCACGGCAUCGCCCGAGGACAUGUGCCCACGGAAGGGCCGCGGGUGGGACGCUUCCCCUCCUGGCAGGGCGGGAAGGAAGCGGCGGGCAGAGCAGCGGACCGUCGGCCAAGGGGAGGCUUUGGUGGAGGUCGGUAGAAGCGAGACGCCCCCAGGAGGAAGGGAGCGGACCCCGCAGCGAACGCUUACACGGUUCAGCAGAUGAGGAGCAGAGGCCCUGGGCGGUGGCCGUGGGGAGGACGCCCAGAGCUGCAGGGACAGCGGAGGCAGCAGAGCCGUGAGGGUGAUGGGGCUCCAUCCCGCUCCUCCUUCCAGUCCCCGAGGGGGGUUCUCCAGCUCCUGGGCCUCUGCUCGCUUCCCUCUGCUCCUUCUCCCCGCGGCUUCAUCUCCCGCCAGCUGCAGGCGACACUGCGCUUCAGCAAAGCGCCUUAGAGCUCUGGGAGCCACUUCCCACACGCUCAGCCCACCAGAUGACGGCCGCCGGGCACAGCAGCCGCCACCAGCCCCUUCCCCUGCCCCCGGUCCUGGGUUCUGGUGCCCACCUUUCUUCCCACCCCAGCUUCUCGUGUCUCACUACCUGCGGGAGAUCCCUGACUCGGCCCCCGGCAUCCUGGUUCUUCUUUUGGUGUCCUUGCUUCUCUUGAAGGUGCUACUUUUCUUCCGGUCACCCAGGAGUCACCACCUUCCCCUCCUCCCUUCUCCUCUGUGGUCGUCCUUGCCCCAGCCUUUGACAUGUGAGUCCAAGCUUUCAUCACCAGCCCAUGUUCCCUGGCUCGCCCCCGCCCCGUGUAUCCCACCCGCUGGUCCGGGGACCAGUCACCGCCCCGACUCUCCUCGGGCCGUUUUCUCCUCCGGAACACAAUCCAUCCCCGCCCCAUUUGUUAAACAAUUAUUUUGAAAUAUUUAAGAUAGAAAGUUUAUGAAGAUCCCAUGAGCAUCUGUGGGUCUAUGACCGAGCUGAAGAAGUCUCGCUUGCCCUCAGCGUCAGGCUUGGCCCCCACCCGAACGUUCUGGCUCCCGGUCGUUGCACGCACCCCUUUUUAAGAAGAGGAUGGAGUUCAGGAGGCGCGAGGGAACGUAAGGGAGUGGAGGAUUUGGAGCCUUACGUGUGAGCAGGUGACAACCCUUGGGCUUUACUGCUUGGAUCUCCUCUCGGGACUGCUGGUCAGAUGAGCCGUGGGUUGUGAAUACACUUCAUUUUCCGAAGGUCAGAAAUGGUCCGUUCUUCCUGGAUUAAACCCAAGGAGAAAUCUGUUAGGGUUUCCUUAGAAGACAGAACCAUAGUGAUCGAAUUCUUCGGGCGGAGUAUUACCCACAGGUGCUUGAUUGCCAUGCGGGAGCGUCUUUAAAGCCAGAACACACGUUAGCUCUGGCUGGGUAGAGGUAUUUCUGGGAGGGACCAGAAGGAUGCUUUACCAGCACGGAGACAGGACUGGGAGGACCAAGAUGGCCGGCCGGCCAGACCCGGCUUCCCUCCCAGAGGGAACGUGCCCCCACCUCCCUACAACCAUGAAGCAGAAGGGUUCCUGUCGUAUUUUUACAUUGGAACCUUUUCAAGAUUAUCCCUUUUUAGUUCUUUUUGCCUAGUGGAUUUGGCACUUCUUUUCAUUUGAAAAGAGGUGAAAUAAUGCUCAGAAGACUGUAAUAAUAGAACACCCUAGUGUGUCUCUAAGCGGGAGUGUCGAUGGGAACACGGGAUCCGUGCCAUAGGUUUUCUUUUAAGCUUCAGUCUUAAAUCAUCUUAUUUUGCUGCUGCAAAAUGAAUGCUGUUUUCAGGUUGAAACAAUCCCUGCCGAUAGCCUGGGUCCCCCCAUCGCCUGUUGCCGUGCCGUUCCCAGGUCCCCGGUCCCCAAGCUUGAGAGGCUGUGGGCUACCGAGCCCUCCUGUUGAAAGUCGCACAGUGGAUUUGAUGGAUUCCUUCCACCACCCGUUCAGGCUUUCAGACUUCGGAAAGGGUCUUCCCAUCACAGCCCCUGGCAGGUCCCUGGCUGACCUCGUGUCUCGCUCUGUUGAAGAGGAUUCGGCUCUAAUACUUGAUGUUCCCCUGGGUGCGAUCUCAAGAAUUGAAAAAAUGGGAGGCGCGACAAGUAGAGGAGAAAAUUCCUAUGGGCUAGAUAUUACUUGUAAAGACAUGCGGAACCUGAGAUUCGCCCUGAAGCAGGAAGGCCACAGCAGAAGAGACAUGUUUGAGAUCCUCACGAGAUACGCCUUCCCCCUGGCCCACAGUCUGCCAAUAUUUGCAUUUUUAAAUGAAGAAAAGUUUAAUGUGGAUGGAUGGACAGUUUAUAACCCAGUUGAAGAAUACAGAAGGCAGGGCUUGCCCAACCACCACUGGCGGAUCACCUUUAUUAACAAGUGCUACGAGCUCUGUGACACCUACCCUGCUCUCCUGGUGGUGCCGUAUCGCGCCGCAGAUGAAGAUCUCAGGAGAGUUGCGACGUUCCGGUCCCGGAAUCGAAUCCCAGUGCUGUCGUGGAUCCACCCAGAAAACAAGACGGUCAUCGUGCGUUGCAGUCAGCCUCUUGUCGGUAUGAGUGGGAAACGAAAUAAAGAUGAUGAGAAAUAUCUCGACGUCAUCAGGGAGACUAAUAGACAAGUUAAUAAACUCACGAUCUAUGACGCCAGACCCAAUGUGAAUGCAGUGGCCAACAAGGCAACGGGAGGAGGCUAUGAAAGUGACGAUGCGUAUCAUAACGCCGAGCUUUUCUUCUUAGACAUUCAUAACAUUCACGUUAUGCGGGAAUCUUUGAAAAAAGUCAAAGACAUCGUUUAUCCUAACGUGGAAGAAUCUCAUUGGUUGUCCAGUUUGGAGUCUACUCAUUGGUUGGAACAUAUCAAGCUUGUUCUGACGGGCGCCAUCCAAGUGGCAGACAGAGUCUCCUCGGGGAAGAGCUCGGUGGUGGUGCACUGCAGCGACGGGUGGGACAGGACUGCCCAGCUGACGUCCCUGGCCAUGCUGAUGCUGGACAGCUUCUACCGCAGUAUCGAGGGCUUUGAAAUCUUGGUCCAGAAGGAAUGGAUAAGUUUUGGACAUAAGUUUGCAUCUAGAAUAGGCCACGGGGAUAAAAACCACGCUGAUGCCGACCGAUCUCCUAUUUUUCUCCAGUUUAUCGACUGUGUGUGGCAAAUGUCAAAACAGUUCCCUACAGCUUUUGAAUUCAAUGAACAUUUUUUGAUCACAAUUUUGGAUCAUCUGUAUAGCUGCCGGUUUGGUACUUUCUUAUACAACUGUGAAUCGGCUCGAGAGAGACAGAAAGUUACAGAAAGAACCGUUUCGUUAUGGUCACUGAUAAACAGUAAUAAGGACAAAUUCAAAAAUCCCUUCUACACAAAAGAAAUCAAUCGAGUUUUAUAUCCAGUUGCCAGUAUGCGCCACCUGGAGCUUUGGGUGAAUUACUACAUUAGAUGGAACCCCAGAAUCAAGCAGCAGCCGAAUCCCGUGGAGCAGCGUUACAUGGAGCUCCUGGCCUUGCGCGACGAGUACAUCAAGCGCCUGGAGGAGCUGCAGCUGGCCAACUCGGCCAAGCUCUCUGAGCCCGCGGCCGCCCCGUCCAGCCCUUCGCAGAUGGUGUCCCACGUGCAGACCCACUUCUGAGAGGGCGCCGGGCGCAGAGGAAAGGGAACGGCCGGCUUUCCCGCGGGGCUCUGUGCAAAGUAGGUGAAGACGGUUGCCUCCACGCAGAACUCGAACUAACAUAAUCUUCACCUCUUGAACAUAUGUGCCUUCUAGAAAACGACAGUGUCUCCACGGCCAUCGGAAGAAAGGAGCCCAGAUGGGGUCUUGGAAAUUCCCAACAUCUCCCCAAAGCAGCUUUGGACAGAUAACAUUUAAGUCUCAUUUACCUCUUCAGAAAUACUAUGUGGGCAACAUGUGUUUUGUGGGCUUAAUUGGAACAACGUUUUUAACUAAAGGGGGGAAAUGUAUGCAGAUGAAAAUGGAUUUUCCGCAGAUCGCUUAUGAGAGUUGCUGUGGACCAUCCACGGCGAAUCCCAGCGGGAAAGGUGUGUGUUUCUGCCAAGACCAAAUUGAGCUCAGCUUCCGAGGCAUGACCCAACAGCAAGGUGUUUAAAUAAUUGCCAAACUUCACACCAUCAUAACGGGUGACUUAGGGAGAAAUAGCUGUGUAGAUGAGUUUUCCAUUAUUUUGAAAUUUUGGAAUACAGAGUAUUUUCCCCUAACUUCCAAGAGAAGCAUAUUUUUAUAUUUAAAAAAAAAAAAAAACCAACAACAAAACCUGAUAGGGCCCAGUCAUAUAUGAUUUGGUUGGUUGGUUGGUUUUUUAACAUCUCCAGUUCCGCCUUGUAAGUUCUUUCAUGAUCUUGCCUGACAUUCUGCCCCGUUUUCAGGCUGUGACAGCCACCCCCCCCCCCCCCCCCCCCCCCCCCGUAGCACUGUUCGAAGAUGUGAGCUGCAUCGCGCUGCUUAGGUGAAUGUUUUCGCAAAUGUUGCUCAACGCAAAACCAGCUUAUCUGCCAAAGGGGAGGGCUGCCAUCCUGGAUGUACGAACACCAUCCUUUGAAAUAAAAGCCUCAGAUGUACAUUCGUGGAGCGUAUUCAUGAAAGUAUUGUGUUUAUGAAUUUCAGUUUCAAUGGUGUUGGAUACCCCCCCCCCCAAGGCGUGCGAAAAACUGGUUCUACACAUUUUUACUUGAAGUACCCAGCGGUUUGCUUUUUCAGGUUUGUUUUGUUUUGUUUUGUAGUAUUAAAUGCAAUUUCAAAUGCAGUUCUAUUUGAUAUCUGAACUAAUUGAUCCAGUAAGUAUAUUUGUAAACGUUAAGGCUAGCGUUAAAACCAUUAAUGUGUUUUACAAUGAUUUGUAAAGGACUAUUUAUAGCUAAUAUGGUUUUGUUUUCAAUGAAUUGAGAUUAAAUAUAUCUUUGUAAAUUAUUUUAUGUCAUAGCUUAAUGGUCUACCAAAUAAGACAUCUCAAGUGCAGUAGUAUAAAUGUAUAAAUUUUGUAUGUAUAAGAAAAUUUAUUAGACAGUCUCUGGCUUUUUGUAAACGCUGUAAAUAUUUCCUAAAUUAACAAAAGUGUCACUCCCUAAAAAGAAAAAAAGCUAAUACUAAUAGCUUAAAGGAUUUUGUGAAAUUUCAUGAAAAAUGUUUCAUGGCAAAAAAUGAGUAGAAAGACCUGCUGUAAUAAAUAUAUUAACUAAACGUAGCA